Salvelinus sp. IW2-2015 is the source of this 455-nucleotide messenger RNA. RefSeq names its product serine/threonine-protein kinase TAO3. NCBI's taxonomy places the organism in Eukaryota, Metazoa, Chordata, Actinopteri, Salmoniformes, Salmonidae. The transcript is spliced from 3 exons. The record is from RefSeq and is a predicted model, not a curated record. Gene Ontology annotation, molecular function: protein serine/threonine kinase activity. Gene Ontology annotation, cellular component: cytoplasm. Gene Ontology annotation, biological process: regulation of cytoskeleton organization; protein phosphorylation. The annotation marks the transcript as partial.
AGUCGGAGGCCACCCUUCAGAAGCUCCGCAUGGACCUGAUCCGCCUUCAGCACCAGACAGAACUGGAGAACCAGAUAGAGUACAACAACCGCCGCGAGAGAGAGCUCCACCGCAAACACGUCCUGGAGCUACGGCAGCAGCCCAAGAACCUCAAGGCCAUGGAGCUGCAGAUUAAGAAGCAGUUCCAGGACACGUGUAAGGUCCAGACCAAGCAGUACAAGGCCCUGAGACACCACCAGAUGGAGGUUACGCCCAAGAGCGAGCACAAGACGGUGCUCAAGGCCCUUAAGGAGGAGCAGACCAGGAAACUGGCCAUCCUGGCUGAGCAGUACGAACAGAGCAUCAACGAGAUGAUGGCAUCGCAGGCGCUGCGUCUGGACGAGGCCCAGGAAGCCGAGUGCCAGGCUCUGAGGCAGCAGCUGCAGCAGGAGAUGGAGCUGCUGAAUGCCUACCAG